Drosophila serrata is the source of this 2176-nucleotide messenger RNA. RefSeq names its product mesoderm induction early response protein 1. The record is from RefSeq and is a predicted model, not a curated record. Gene Ontology annotation, cellular component: nucleoplasm. Lineage: Eukaryota; Metazoa; Arthropoda; Insecta; Diptera; Drosophilidae. Gene Ontology annotation, biological process: negative regulation of transcription by RNA polymerase II. Gene Ontology annotation, molecular function: histone deacetylase binding; transcription corepressor activity.
UUGGCGCUCUGGCCACUGCCACACUGCGUGUAGGGAAAAUGAUGGAGUCCGGGAAAUCUUCGGAGCACUCUUUGCACAGCGCCUCCGAGGCGUCAGCUGACUCCGGCAGCCAGACCCACAGCGACGCAUCCACAAUGUCAUCGUUAACGCCCACUAAGCGGGAGCGAGAGCGUCGCAAAUCGCCGGCUACCAGUUCGGACAACACAAGCACCAGCGUUCAGCCGCCCAUGUCGCCGACAUCCUCGGUGGCGGACACCACCUUCGAGCCCACCAUCGAUAUGAUGGUCAACGACUUUGAUGACGAGGCUACUUUGAAUGAGGAGGAGGCUCUGGCGGAUCAGGAGGCACACAGCGCCGAGGAUGAGAUAGCCACGCUGCGCGAAGAGAGCGAGAUGCCCAUUGAGGAGCUGUUGGCCAAGUACGGUGGUGGCAUGGCGUCCUCGCCGGCAGUGGGCAAUUUAAAUCGUUCCGGCAGCUCCUCGCGAAGGGCGCGACGUGCCACCAAGCGGCAGUACCAGGAGCUGGACACAGAGACUGCAAAUACUUCAGGGUCGGGCGUUGUCUCGCACUCAGAACAAACAAACAAUGAGGAUCAACCAGAGCAGCUACAAGAAAAGGAGGAAGAGCCAGUGUUGGAAACAGGAGAUGCUUCCAUGGACACUGAUGAAGCGCCGCCACCACUCCCGCCACCGUCGUCUGAAGCAGCUACCAGGCUGCCGCAUCGCUCUCAUUUGCUCGACCUGUACCCGGAGGAGUCCUUUGCAGAUCUGGCCACCUCUAGCGUCGAGAACGUCGAACGAUUCACACCUCUGCAGGUGCUGUUCGACGAAGUAGAAGCCGACGAGGAGGAGGAGGACAGCGAGUCUGAGUCGAUGGACGAUGCCAGAAAGAUCAUAAUGGUGGGCAAUGACUAUCAGGCGGAGAUACCUGAAGGCCUCUCGCAAUACGGCGACAUAUUGCCGUACGAGAACGAGGAUCAGUUGAUCUGGGAACCCAGCCAGGUCAGUGAACGCGAGGUGGAGGAUUAUCUGGCCAAAAUUCAGGACACACGAGUCACAGUUCCGCCCGAGGAGGGCGCCGACUCAUUGGCAGGGGAUGAAGCUUCUGUUGCCUCGAUAAUUGCAGACGAGGCAGCUCCUCCAGCGGCUGCGCCUCCGGCUCCUCCUCCCGCCACGUCGUCUAGGCCGCUAGCAGUGGGCGAUCAGGAGUCCGUGGUGAAGGACAACGAACAGGCGCUACAUCUGCUCGUCCAAUGCGGCUACGAUUUCAAGGAGGCGCUACGUCGCAAGCGCAUAAACGUUCUGCCUCUUAGCAGCGAUACCAUGAGCAGCUGGUCAGAGGACGAGUGCCUAAAGUUCGAGGAGGGCAUCCAUAAGUUCGGCAAGGACUUCCUUCAGAUACGACAGAACCAGGUGCGCACGCGAACCAUGCGCGAACUGGUCCACUUCUACUAUCUGUGGAAAAAGAGCGAGCGGCGGGACCAAAGCUUUGCCCUAAACGACACCAUCGAUCACAUGGACGUCUUUAUCAAUGAGGCGGGCGCUGGAAAUGGGAAUGGCAAUGGGAUUGGCAACGGCGCCGGUAACAGCAAUAGCAGCUGCUCCCCGCAGAGCAGCAAUGGUCACAGCAAUGGCGAGCUUGUGGUUUUGGAUAAAGACCCCGGCGUUAGUUUACGAAAGUCCUCUAAGAACUAUUCCAUCAUGACGGGAGGACAAGCGGCUGCGACACCACAAUCAAGUGGCAAUCGCAAGCGUGGCACAUCCGGUUCGCUGCCAGUGGAAGAUGAGGAUACCAACGUGGAGAAGGAACCGAACCUGGCCGCUAUGUGAAAGACGACAUCGUCGCCAUAAUCAUCAUCACCAUCAUCACGUUCAUUACCGGGCGCAGGCGCUGGACCGGACAACAUGACCAUUACCAUUACCAUUCAUUAUAAAUAUGCAUACAGUACGUGUAGAGUAUAACCCAUAUGUCUAAAACAUAUAUAUUCCAGAUUUUUAAAUCUCUCAAAAGCCCCGUACAUGAAUUUCUUAAUUGUUAAGAGUGUGUUUGUGAUUCGUCUAUUUGUUACAUGUUCAUGUGUGGAUUCCGGAACCAAGUACUUAUCGCUUGCAUAAGAUACUGUAUAAAGUAUACAUAUAUUUUCGUUAACUGUCAAUAAAUGUAAUUCGUGUGUGUA